AGUUGACCAUCCCCCCAUAAUGUCCGCCAAAUCCAUCCUCGAGGCCGACGGCAAGGCCAUCCUCAACUACCAUCUUACGCGCGCUCCCGUCAUCAAGCCCACGCCUCUGCCUGCAUCUGCGACACACAACGCACCCUCCAAGCUUGCAUCGCUGUACUUUGCAGCCGAUGCAGACAUCAAGGGCGUGCUCGACCAGGCUGAGGCCACAUACCCGUGGUUGCUGGUUCCCGGGUCCAAGUUCGUCGCAAAGCCAGAUCAAUUGAUCAAGAGGCGAGGCAAGAGCGGUCUCCUGGCUCUGAACAAGACGUGGGACGAGGCGCGUGCGUGGAUCGAGGCGAGGGCUGGACAGCCGCAGCGGGUCGAGACGGUCGAUGGCGUCCUAAGGCAGUUCUUGGUCGAGCCGUUUGUUCCCCAUCCCCAGGAUACCGAAUACUACAUCAACAUCAACUCGGUGCGAGAGGGUGACUGGAUCCUCUUCACCCACGAGGGUGGUGUAGAUGUUGGCGAUGUCGAUGAGAAGGCUGAGAAGCUGCUCAUCCCCGUCGACCUCAGCGAGUACCCUUCAAACGAGGAGAUUGCUUCGUCUCUCCUGAGCAAAGUUCCCAAGGGUGUACACAAUGUCCUCGUUGACUUCAUCUCGAGGUUAUACGCCGUCUAUGUUGACUGCCAAUUCACCUACCUCGAGAUCAACCCUCUCGUCGUCAUUCCCAAUGCGGAAGGCACCUCAGCAGAGGUUCACUUCCUGGAUCUUGCUGCCAAGAUCGAUCAGACUGCUGAGUUUGAGUGCGGUGCCAAGUGGGCUAUUGCUCGCAGCCCCGUUGCUCUCGGCAUCCCAACUGCUCACAUCAAGGAUGCUAAGACCACCGUUGAUGUCGGCCCGCCCAUGGAGUUCCCUGCUCCCUUCGGUCGUGAGAUGAGCAAGGAGGAGGCCUACAUUGCUGAGAUGGAUGCCAAGACUGGUGCUUCCCUCAAGCUCACCAUCCUCAACGCCACUGGCCGUGUCUGGACUCUCGUUGCUGGUGGCGGUGCUUCCGUCGUCUAUGCUGACGCCAUUGCUUCUGCCGGCUUCGCCAGUGAACUCGCCAACUACGGUGAGUACUCCGGUGCUCCUACCGAGACUCAGACCUUCCACUACGCCCGAACGGUCCUCGACCUCAUGCUCCGCGCUCCUCAACACCCCGAGGGCAAGGUCCUAUUCAUCGGCGGUGGUAUUGCCAACUUCACCAACGUUGCUUCGACCUUCAAGGGCGUCAUUCGCGCCCUGAGGGAAGUAGCUGCCCUUCUCGUUGAGCACAAGGUCCAGAUCUGGAUCCGUCGCGCAGGUCCCAACUACCAGGAGGGUCUCAAGAACAUCAAGAACGUGGGCCAGGAGCUUGGUCUUGACAUGCACGUAUUUGGCCCUGAGAUGCACGUUUCGGGUAUCGUCCCGUUGGCGCUCGUGCCCGGCAAGACGACUGAUAUCAAGGAGUUCUCUGGUUAAGCGCGUCGUUUGUAUCAUAGGUGCCGCAGGUGUAGAUUGGGAUUGCUCAUGAUGGCUCACGGCUAGACAAAGAGUUAGGGUGAGGGCGCUAUGCAUAGUGUGAUUGUCUAGACGAAUUUGUAACCCUCGUCUCGACUUUGCUUUGCUUGGGAAAGGAGCGGGCGACAUAACAAUACAAGAUUUAAUACUUCAACUCUUGAACAGUAUGCAUCAGCGAAGCGUGGUAAACAUACUGUGCGCUAAGCAAUGUGGAUGCCCAUGUUUGUUAGUCAUUUGUGUUAAUAGUUUGUAAAGCUAAGAACUAGCGGGGGAUGGUUCGCCAUUGUUUCGCAUUGAAGCAUGUUCUGUCAAUAGCAGGGUAGUGGUAAAUAGCCGUCCGUCUAGCUCCAAA
Molecule: messenger RNA, 1871 nt
Organism: Cucurbitaria berberidis CBS 394.84
Lineage: Eukaryota; Fungi; Ascomycota; Dothideomycetes; Pleosporales; Cucurbitariaceae
Product: ATP citrate lyase-like protein subunit
Exons: 3
Coding region: 20-1480 (486 amino acids)
Biological process (GO): tricarboxylic acid cycle; succinyl-CoA metabolic process
Cellular component (GO): succinate-CoA ligase complex
Molecular function (GO): succinate-CoA ligase (ADP-forming) activity
Source: RefSeq, a predicted model, not a curated record